AUGUCGAACCCUGAAGAUGAAGUUAAAGACCUUUUAGAGAAGAAUAAAGAGUUGGUACAAAAGGUACAAUAUUGGAAAAUGACUGCAGCACAAAGGGAGAAUGAAAAGCUGGAACUUAUGAAAGAAAUAAAUGAAUUAAGGAUGAAACUGAGUAAAAUACGGAGUAGUGGCGCAGCACAAGUAUGUCAAUUAGAUGCAGCGUUACAAGCAACAAGUCAGGAGGCACUUACCCACCUGGUACAAGCGUCUGGUGCUGUUGCGAGGACUAUGGAUCUGGUAAAAGCAUACAUGAGAGAGAGACAGGAGCUGGACGCAUCUUCACCACGCUGGAGUACAAUCAGUGGUACGCCAGCAACAGACAGAGUGAACAGGGUCCCACCAUUGUUGAUUGGUGGCCAGUCCAUUCAGCCAGUGGUAUCACUUAGCAGGACAUUGCUCAAUACUAGUGGUUCACGUUCUAUUAAUAGAAGUCCUAAUCAAAAUCAUAAUGUGACAGAGAGGGCAAUGCCCAUGCACAUGUUACUACAAGGUACUAGUGCGAGGUCUGAUUUUAAAAGGUCGAUUGUGAGCGAUAAUUUAGUUGCUAAGGCUAGUACUUAUUUAUUUGCAGAUGUGUACAUUCCGUUAACAAGGAUAGAUGCGGCCGAAUUACUUCAUAACAAUGUGGAGGCUGAUGCUGAAUCAAAUAUUGAAAAUAGUACAGAAGAUCUAGGUUUAGAAGAUAGUAGCGAGAGGGUAUUGGAGGAAUCUCAAAAUCAUUCCGAAAUUGAUGAAAUCCAAACAUCGCGAAGGUUGGAUGUAGUCGAUGAAGAACUAGAGCCAGAGGAUGAUGAACAAAUAUCUCCAAUUAUUUCUAGGAUGGAGGACCCAUUAGAAGGACCCAGCUGGUUGCUGGACAGAAUACACAAUACACAGACUAGGAGAACAAAAUGUCGGGUGAACUUAGAGCCGGACUCAACCACUGAGGUAGACGAGAAUGAUCGGGUUGAUAUUCCUACUGGUAUUCAGAGCAAACACACUGAGAGCGAGCGGCUGGCGGCGGGCGGCGCGCAGUUCUCGCCCACCGUGCGCCGCAAGCGCGCCCGCGCCCCGCGCCCCGCGCGCCCUGACCGCCCCGACCACCCCGCGCGCACCGCCUCCCCCGCCUCCCCAGCCUCCUCGCACAGUGUUAACGGACGCGUCCUCAAGGUGCUCGUCGCUAAGAUGAGACUUGAUGACAGCGAGGGCAACAGCGAUGUGUCGCCUCCUAAACGGGCGGUACGAGACCAGACACUGCCUCGAUCGCCCAUAAACAAGGCGCUUCUCCGAUGUUCAUCGCAGGAUACAUCGUCCUCUACGCCGCCAUUACAAGAGGGUACGCACCCUAAACGAAUGAACAAUAGCGUAUCGUGUAGCCCGGGACCGAAGAGGAAUGAAUCGCCAUACAAAUCUCAAAUGGAAGAUGUGUUGGCCAAAAUGAUGCGUUUCGACGCUCCUAGUCCAAAUGGUGCUACCGAUGCUCGUGUCAUAGUAUCAGAAUCGAGAAACGGUCCUUGCGGAUCAGGUGAACCGUUGGAUACUCAAUGGGUCAGUUCUCGAGACAAGGAACAUGUUACUCGAUGCGAGACGCCCGAAUCUCGCGAUGGUCAUGAAUCACGACGCGAGAUGAAAAACGAGAGUCAGCGUUGUGAUCGGGUCAGUCGUAUCGACACGCGUGACAGUAACAGUUGUCAUGACUCUCGAGACAGCGACAGCAGUACUGAACGAGCUGAAGGAAGAACUAGAAGGCCUAGAAAGGCUGUCACUUAUAAGGAGAAACCUCUUAAUAGGUAUUAUAAUAUAUUAUUUUUAGCCUGA
Parnassius mnemosyne (clouded apollo) is the source of this 1836-nucleotide messenger RNA. NCBI's taxonomy places the organism in Eukaryota, Metazoa, Arthropoda, Insecta, Lepidoptera, Papilionidae. The record is from the annotation of a GenBank genome assembly.